Messenger RNA from Amoebophrya sp. A120, 1237 nucleotides. NCBI's taxonomy places the organism in Eukaryota, Dinophyceae, Syndiniales, Amoebophryaceae. The record is from the annotation of a GenBank genome assembly.
AUUUGGCAUGCGGCGCUGCAACAACAUCGACAUUCUGCAGUUCAGGACAGAUCGACCUUCUUGAUUUCGCAGAUCCUCGUUCUAUACUCAAACCAAGGGUCGAAAGUUGACUGCUCUGACGCAACUCUUUCCACGCUCAAGGCCAAAUGUAUCGCGAUCGUGAAAUACAUUUCUUCAAGGAAGGAAUACUAGACAAAUUGCAGAGCUCCUACUUUCAUUCGAAAAGUUCAAAAUCGCUAUUUUUUCGGCCACGGGCCUGCGCCGCCCAGGUUCCUUCUUUUUUGUAUCAAAGAACCAUAGAUUUAGAUAUGUUUCCUUCGUAAUGUUUGCAGCGAUCAUCAUGCUUGAAGAAUAAGAUUACCCGUCCACCACCAGGAAGUUGAAAGUUCAAAAAGCGAGUCGCAAGUGAGCUGUAUGGAAACGAAAAACAUUUUACGCCGCGCGUUGAUAGAUUGUUUCAGUGGCCUGUUGAUUGAAUUUGUACUAUACCCAAAGAAUAGACCAGAAUCGCAAUUACUUUUUAUCUCUACGAAAAAUAGCUAGAGUCUUCUGACUCGGUUAUUUCUAUCAAAUUCUGCGUACCUACAACUCUAUUAAAGCUAAGCCACAAGGGAACAGCCGAAAAUGUCGGUCCACGUUGCACAGCAGAAUGUGGACAUGGGCUUGAAGAAGUUCAACCUCCAUGCCCAGAUGGAGCACAUCCAGAGUAAGUACACCGGGUGCGGGGGGCCAGACACCACGAAAUGGGAAUGGAUGACCACGGUGCACCGAGACUCGCAUGCCAGCCACGCAUCAAGGUAAGUUUUUUUUUUAGUUGAUGUAGUAACAUGCACUUUCUUUGCUUGCGCGUUCGAAAAAAACGAAAGUGAAACUCUUUCGAUGUGAAACAAGUCAAUUACACUCUUUCUUACACCAUCAGGUUUAACCGGUGCGCUUUGUUUUCGGUGAUAGAAAACGAAAGCAUAGCAAGAGUGCGGUACAACCAGAUCCAGGCCAUGAUACAACCUUGCGGCAAGCCACCAGAGAGGAGAAUGUAGUGGCGUAUUGACGACAACAAACAAACACGGACUUCAACUACAACAUACAUAGGAUGAACAAACUCGACGCCAAAAAGUGGAAAAAACAAACGGUCUUUUGGGCCUCCUAGGCAGAGGUAUUUGUGCCCCCUUCGACCUACCCCUACAACUGUUUGUAUCACGACCAAGUUGUCCUUGUCUACAUUUCCUUUCUACGCGAG